Molecule: messenger RNA, 3511 nt
Organism: Archocentrus centrarchus (flier cichlid)
Lineage: Eukaryota; Metazoa; Chordata; Actinopteri; Cichliformes; Cichlidae
Gene: tead1b
Product: TEA domain family member 1b
Biological process (GO): hippo signaling; regulation of transcription by RNA polymerase II; embryonic organ development
Cellular component (GO): transcription regulator complex
Molecular function (GO): DNA-binding transcription factor activity, RNA polymerase II-specific; RNA polymerase II cis-regulatory region sequence-specific DNA binding
Source: RefSeq, a predicted model, not a curated record
CCAAGCUUCAGCUUGGAGAGCCCAACCGCCACAAUUGAUCCCAGCAGCUGGAGCGGCAGCGAGAGCCCUGCCGAGGACAUGGAGAGGAUGAGCGACUCGGCAGACAAGCCUGUAGACAAUGAUGCAGAGGGGGUGUGGAGCCCUGACAUUGAACAGAGCUUCCAGGAGGCCCUGGCCAUCUAUCCUCCUUGUGGGCGCAGGAAAAUCAUCCUCUCCGAUGAAGGAAAGAUGUAUGGUCGAAAUGAGCUGAUAGCGAGAUAUAUCAAGCUCCGGACUGGCAAGACGAGGACCCGAAAGCAGGUGUCUAGUCACAUACAGGUCUUAGCAAGAAAGAAAGUUCGAGAAAUCCAAGCUGCCAUUAAGGUGUCUAGUCACAUUCAGGUUCUUGCCAGAAGGAAAUCUCGUGAGUUUCAAUCCAAGCUAAAGGUAUGCAAUCUUGACCAGCGUGAAGGACAAAAAGCCCUCCAGAGCAUGGCCUCCAUGUCCUCGCUCAGAUCGUCUCGGCCACGGCUUAUUCACAACAAGCUCGGCCUGCCAGGCAUCCCUCGCCCAGCCUUCCCUGGAGCAGGGUUAUGGCAGGGUAUGAUUUCGACUGGUCAGCCAGGAUCAUCACAAGAUAUUAAGCCUUUCACGCAGCAACCCUAUCCCAUCCAGCCAGCAGUCACAACAGCCAUUUCAAGUUUUGAGCCCACAGCAGCUCCAGCACCCACGGCGCCAGCAUGGCAGGGCCGCUCCAUCGGUACAUCUAAACUCAGACUGGUGGAGUUCUCUGCUUUCCUAGAGCAGCAGAGAGACCCAGACUCUUACAACAAGCACCUGUUUGUACAUAUCGGGCAGACAAAUCAUUCCUACAGUGACGCCCUGCUGGAGUCGGUGGACAUUCGUCAGAUUUACGAUAAAUUCCCAGAAAAGAAAGGAGGACUGAAGGAGCUGUAUGGAAAAGGCCCCCAGAAUUCCUUCUUCCUCAUAAAAUUCUGGGCUGACUUAAACUGCAACAUUCAAGAUGAUACCGGAUCUUUCUAUGGCGUCACCAGUCAGUACGAGAGUCCAGAGAACAUGACCAUCACAUGUUCAACAAAAGUUUGCUCCUUUGGCAAGCAGGUUGUGGAGAAAGUUGAGACUGAAUAUGCACGCUUUGAAAAUGGACGUUUUGUCUACCGGAUAAGUCGAUCUCCCAUGUGUGAAUACAUGAUCAACUUUAUCCAUAAGCUAAAACAUCUGCCAGAGAAGUAUAUGAUGAACAGUGUGCUGGAGAACUUCACUAUCUUAUUGGUGGUGACAAAUAGGGACACCCAGGAGACGCUGCUAUGUAUGGCGUGCGUGUUUGAAGUUUCAAACAGUGAACAUGGCGCGCAGCAUCAUAUCUACAGACUGGUAAAGGAAUGAAACGGCUUAGAGCGCCUCCUUUUCAUAGACUUACCAACCUCAAAACAAAGUGGCAGUGCCUCUACAUGAAAGUCAUACCUACAAUGCUCUUUGGUCAAGGUCGGGUGGAGUCCGUUGUUAUAAAUCUGUUUUAAUAUAAGUGUUUGUUAUUUGACUGCAGCUGUGAAUUGCGGUACAGUUGUUUUAAUGUUUGAAUAUGGGAAUUUUAAAUAUGUUGGUCUUUGUCGGAUAUAAAUGUGGCCAUCCUUAAAAAAAAAUUUACUGGAUACAUUUGGUAAAUGAAAAUGUGUGUCGUAUUCUUCUGCUUUGUUAUGUGGACUAAGGAAAAAAAAAAAAAGGACGCGGGCCUUUUUUCUAUCAGCAGCCUGGUGUGGUCUGUGUAAUAUGUUUGAGGGUGUUUUGUAUGUCUGUACUUCAUAAUCUGUGAGCAUACAUACUGUAGAUAUACAGACAUGCACACACAGCCAAUAAACUUUCCAAAGAAACAGAACAACACUAUAUGUACAGUAGCUGAAAGCAAGUGGUUGUGAAUGAUGCGAAAUUACUAUUUCUUUAAAAAAAAAGAAAAGCAAACCAACAACUGAGCUUUCAGUAAUAUUUAUCCCUGUUGAAGCACUCCAAGUCUUAGACACCAACUACACAAUGAAUGCACUGUGAAAACACUACAAAUAUUUUUGCCUGCAUCCGCUCUGUAAAUGUAGGAAGUCUUACCGCGUGCUAAGCAUUUCAGUGCUGCAAACAAAUCGUUUUGUCUGACAAUGGGCAGGAGAAUUUUUUUUUUUAGGUGAAAGUACUGCUAAAAUUACUCUAAUCGGACUCUUAUCUGGUCCAAAAGCACUUUUUCCCCCUUUCCUGUGCUUGCCUUAGUGAUGUUUGCUUUUGUUCUGUUAAUUCUGUGGUUUUAAAACAACAAUUUAACUUAUCUUGACACUACAAAUCACUUGUAGACAGCACGCCUCAUCCAGCAUGCUGUGGCCUUGCCCCACUCCCCUCCUGAAAGACUUCUUCCCCCUCUGGGAUCGCCGUGUGAUAACUCUAAGCCAGAGUGUUGCUGCCUUUGUGGUCACACUAUGUUCACAUGUUUCUGUGGCCUACACUAAUUGCCGAGCCUUAAACACGUACGUACAAGCUGUAUGUGAACUCCAAAAGAUGCCACUAAAACUGUGAUCUCUACAUUGUGUUUGCAUUGUUUAAAAAAAGAAAAAAAAAAUCACAAUUCAACCUGCCAAAGCAUAAGUGUACAGUGCCUUAGAGUAUACUCUAACAUUACCCUAUAUCUACCCUGUUUUCUAACUCUAAAAUUAGUUUUGUGGAUGAAAUGGGCAGAAAUAACUUACAGAUCUAUUAUUUGGUGCAUCUUUACAUCUGAGCAAUCAUACACAAAAUUGGUACACUCCUAGAAAUACAGUUUUUGUUGUUUUUAAAGAGGCAGUACACUCAUGUUGCAGUACAUUUGCAAAUCUAAGCUCAGAAACAGUUUAUUUUUCCUCUAACUGUAUAUGUUCCUAAAAUAUCAGCUUUUUUUUUUCUCUUUUCUAAGAGUGUACUAUAAAAAGACUGACUGCCUUUCCUGUCGCAGAAGACCAAAAAUACAGAGAUACAGUCAAUUAUUGUUGUGCCCUGCAUGGUAGCAAGGAAGUGCCUUUGGUUCAGAUUUUCCAGCUUCAACAAAACGAUCAAACAGAAAUUAAAAAAUUAACGUUGAUAGACCAAAAAAAACAAAACAAAAUGAGACAUAAGUGAAACAAAUCACCGCAUUGCCUUUCAAAGGACUGUAAUGACAGCAGGGGAACAUGGUUACUAAGACGAAAAAAAUAAAUGAUAUUCAUUUUUAUUGCAUUGUAAAUUGAUUUCUCCAACUGUUUCUUCGCUUGAGGUUAAAGACUUUGUCUGAGAUUGAACGGCCGCUGACUGCAUGCAGGAUGUCAACUGAAAAACACUGAAGCUGUCUGCUUCGUGCACACUUGCAGGUUCAAGUGUUUUCGUUUGUUUUGGGGUUUUUUUUGGAAUCAUCAUGGUUUCUUCUUUCCCAUGGCUACACAAGACUUUCUCAAUGUCACAGCUGUGAUGUCUACAAGGCAGGGACCGACACGAGCUUUUAUCCAUUAGAACAAAAAAAAAAAAA